ACGCUUUGUCCUCGUUAUUCCAAGUGAGCGCUGAGGGAGAGAGGAGAGCGAGCUAGGUGUCUCGUGCGGAUCUUCACUGGCACAAGGAGCGCGAGGGGGGAAACUUUGCAGUUUAAACCGUGCUUUUUAUUUGUAUAUAUUUUGUCAGUUUUACACAGAGAGAGAGCGAGAGAGAGAGAAAAAAGAAGUGCCUGGAGAGAGGGGGGGAGGAAUAACCAAAACGCAACACGUAUCCGGUGGGAUCCCACUCCUGAGAGAGACAAGCGGCAGGAGUUGGAGCGAAGGGUGCAAAGAAAGCGAGAGGGAAGAAGAAGAAGAAGAAGAAGAGGGGAAAGAUUUGACAUUUCGCUCCCAAACAACGCGGUUUCAAUUCAUAAAGAGGAAUAAUGAGGAACGUUUGGAUAAUUUUGACCCUCGGGCUGACCGUCCUCCUCUCCGUGGAAAGGAUAGCAGACGCAGCCAAGACUUCCUCUCAGGCGGAUGACUUGUACCUGGAUGACACAGGCUCAGGAGGAUACUACCCUGAAGAUGAUGAUGACUUUAACUCAGGGUCUGGCUCAGGUGGAGGUGAAGAGGUGAUGGAGGAAACAGUGACUGUCAGUAUGGUUUAUAUAGAGCCCAAUGCAGCAGAACCCACCCAGGACUCCACCAAAGAUUUCACCCCCAGGGUGGAGACAGCCACGGUCAGAGAAAAGGCCAGAGACAGCACACCCAGGAAACCAUUCAGAACAGAGGCACCAGUGCCAGUUACAGAGGACAUGCAGAGGAACCAGAUGACAAGUACGACUAGUGCUCCCGGAUCACCCCAGGAGGCCAUUGAAGUCCGCACUGAAAACCUCUUCCAGAGGACAGAGGUGCUGGCAGCUGUUAUUGCAGGCGGUGUGAUCGGCUUCCUGUUCGCCAUCUUCCUCAUCCUCCUCCUGGUCUACCGCAUGAGGAAGAAGGACGAGGGCAGCUAUGAUCUGGGAGAGAGGAAACCCUCCGGCGCAGCCUAUCAGAAGGCCCCAACCAAGGAGUUUUAUGCAUAAAACCCUCCCGUCAUCAGAUCAGCGGAAUCGCGAGCGACUGUCAGAAACACAGUCCGAGACGACAGCAAACCCGUUCAAACCCAACAAGAAACAACAAAACGUUUUCAAGCUGAUUAAGGAAAAAUAGCAUAAAGGAAAGCUUUUGCAUAGAGUAUUGUAAUUAAGACCUUUUACUUUCUUCUUUUUUUAAAAAAUGAAAACCAAGCAUUUCUCAUUUUAUGGCAAAUCUCAGUGUAUUUAAACAUUUUGUGUAUUAUUUGAAAAGGCUGAAAAAAAGAAUAAAAAAACAGGAUCUGUAAAGGCGAGGAAACUAAUCGCAUCUGUCUUCUGUCGAAAGGAGCUGUUUCUAGUCGCUGACUACUUUUAACUGUAGCAGUAUGUUAUUUGUAAAGGAAAAAAAUUUAAAAGUGGAAAUAAUUGAAUAUAAUUAUUCUGUAUCAAUCCUACUUUCAUUUUUUUCUUUUUAUUUUGUCCUAGCAUGUCUGUUGUUGAUCUCUAAAGGUGUAUUACAUUAAUUUAUCUUUUCUCUGAUGUUAAAAAAAAAUGCCUUUGUAGUUUUGAUGAAGCUCUUUGGUCUUCAUAUUAACGCUGUUAACGGUCAAUGUAAAUGUUCUCCCUUCAGGUUACAAUGUUUAUUAUUUGCUCUCACAUCAGUUUUUUAGUCAACCGUGAGCGUUUCAUCAUGUCUUGUUUAUUUGUUUGUUCUCUUCUCGGUGUAGCCUUGUCUUCUUUUUUUUCGACAGCGUUUUAUUUACAUACCAGGAACAGGUCUUUAAAAGAUAAAAAUAAGUGUGUCAGGGCUCGAAGAAAAAUCACAAAUCUCACUUCUGUUGUUUUUGUCUCGCUGAACUUUUUUUCUAUUUGAAGGCAUUCUCUUUCACAUUGCACAUUCACUGCUUUUGCUUCCCACUGCUGUCGUGCAGCUUUGAGUGUACGUGGGGUGAAGUUUCUUCUCUGUGGCUUGUGGUGUUUUUGGCCCGUAGCCACCGCCUCGCUCCCCGAUGUGUCCCCUGAGUUUAGUGACUGCACCCAAACUCUGCUAGCACCCUUUCACCCUAAUAUCUCCUCCCCCCUUGCUAUGUUUACCCUAACCUCCCUCACUCAACCACCUUCUUUUUAAUCAGAUUGGAGCACGGCCAGUUGAGUUGUCAACCCCCACCUCCCUAGACUCACUCUUUUUCAGCUGCACGGAGCCACCCGUGUAGCGUGCUGUUAUUGUCCCCGUCCCAGUGUUGACGCUUUAGGCCCAAAGAUCUGCUCACUGAAGGCCUGCUACUGCUUGGACACAAACACACCCACAUGCAGUGUGCAUACCUCCGCAGCAAACAACACCCAAACCCUCCCUCUAGAAAACCAAGUUUCUCUCAGAGGGAUUGAUAAAUAAGGCUGCACAGAAAAUGUAGUGUUGUGUUCUGAAUAGUCUUUGACAAGACACUCAUGUUGAGGGCUACUCAUGUUUUUAUAGUGGUCAGCACAGGCAUUACAAAAAGCUGCUGCUGAGAGAUGAGGUUGUUUACCAGGUUGAAAACCUGCGUUUUACGAAAUAUAAGGCUGCAACAUAGCCACGUAGCUACAUCAAAUGAAGGUUACGCUCACAUGACAACAAGUUACUGUCUUUUUUUCAUUUUUAUGUUACGUCUACAUGAACUUGCUCUGAAGAGACGCGCGUGUUUUGUCCGGCAGGUUUGUGAAGUUGCCUUUUUCAGCUGUACAGUAACGUGAAGUAGACACAGUAGAUGCCGUCACACCCACAUUAAGCUGUUCAUCCCUCUGCAUCGCCAUCCCUCAUAUUCUUCCAAUCUGUCUGUGACCCCUUUGUUGUCCAUCCUCUUCUCCCCCUCUUUGUUGUCCGCUCAUGUCAUAGCACGGCAAGGUACUGAACUAUACUGAAAAACCCAAAGACUCACAGUAUUUCUACUCCCGCCCUCCUCUCAGACCUCCUCCACCACGGCCACAUCAUGUUGUUUCCUCUUUUUCUUCACUCUUUUAGUUUUCUUUCUCUUUCUCUCUUAUUAGAGACCUGACCUUUGAGUCCAAUUGCUUAUUAGUAUAUGAAAAGAUAUAUAAAUAUAUAUAAAUGUAUAUUCACAAAUGUUUUAAACCUUCAAAGUGCCUACCAUUUGGAAAUGUACUUGCUCAAGGUGAGCAUGUGGCGGGUGUGUACACAAAGGAGGGGUGUAAACGAGUUGACUGGCAUUCUGUGAGCAUGGAUGACUGUAAUGGUAACUUUUUUUUAGUCUUACAAAAGCUGACAGUAUUGUACCUAUAAGUUGAAACAACACUACUGAAUAAACAUUGUGGCCUAAUAUUCAA
Epinephelus fuscoguttatus (brown-marbled grouper) is the source of this 3341-nucleotide messenger RNA. It is a transcript of the gene sdc2, whose product is annotated as syndecan 2. The record is from RefSeq and is a predicted model, not a curated record. The coding region runs from base 387 to 1028 and encodes 213 amino acids. Gene Ontology annotation, cellular component: membrane; cell surface. The transcript has 5 exons. NCBI's taxonomy places the organism in Eukaryota, Metazoa, Chordata, Actinopteri, Perciformes, Serranidae. Gene Ontology annotation, biological process: cell migration.